This is a messenger RNA of Exophiala xenobiotica, 1682 nucleotides long. RefSeq lists its product as uncharacterized. Gene Ontology annotation, molecular function: oxidoreductase activity, acting on NAD(P)H. The transcript has 2 exons. Bases 377 to 1423 code for a protein of 348 amino acids. The record is from RefSeq and is a predicted model, not a curated record. Lineage: Eukaryota; Fungi; Ascomycota; Eurotiomycetes; Chaetothyriales; Herpotrichiellaceae.
CUGUACCUCUGGCUCUCACUGCUUCCGAUAUAAUGGAAAGAUCCACACACUACUACAUCUCAAGGGGAGCUUCGCUAGCUACCUUAUACUUUUUCUGUAUCGGCAUUUGUAAUCCAUCUGUCUAUUCUUCCGCCAGCAUAACAUGGGAAUGAUAUCAUCUCAACGUCAUCCGCUCACUUGUCUUAAGUGAAAGUCUUUUUCAGAACAUCUCUGUUCCAUUAUUGUACGAUAUCUUUUCCAGGUCUUGAUAUCUGACUUGUCCCCCAUUUCCUUUCCAAUCACUAGCGCUGAUCUUUGAUCCGCUCCUAUCCCUAUUUACGAGUACGUCGGCCCUCCUGGUUCCAUUGUCUGCUUUGAAUCUACGAACGUAGCGACCAUGAAAGCCGUCGUCUAUCGCUCGAAGCAAGCCGUAGUGGAGGACCGCCCUGUCCCGAAGCUGCGCGAUGAUUAUGUUCUGGUCAAGGUCGUCGCUGUCGCUCUCAACCCGACCGACUGGAAGCAUGUUGCAGGCGAGAUGCCAGCCGAGGGCGGCUUGAUAGGCUGCGACUUCUCCGGCAUCGUGGAGGAAGUGGGCUCUGCCGUGACCAAGCCAUGGUCCAAGGGCGACAAGAUCCUGGGCGUCGCUCACGGCGGCAACUUCGUGCAGCCCGACGACGGCGCUUUCGCGGAGUACAUCGUGGCCAAGGGCGAUGUGCAGAUCAAGAAGCCGGACAACCUGAGCUUCGAACAAGCUGCCACCGUGCCCCUGGGGGCGACGACGGUCGGCCAGGGCUUGUACCAGAAGGCGUUGAAACUCAACUUGCCGACCGACCCGAUCAAGGAGAAGACCUACGUUCUUAUCUAUGCUGGAAGCACGGCGACCGGUGCCCUGGCGAUCCAAUACGCUACUUUGUCGGGAUAUAGCGUGAUAACAACCUGCUCACCGCGCAAUUUUGGGUAUGUCAAGAGUCUCGGCGCGACCGAGGCGUUCGACUACAACGACCCCGAGGCGGCCCGAAAGAUCCGCGAGUUGACGGGCAACAAGCUCAAAUACGCGUGGGACACGAUCAGCGAAGGCCCAUCCGCGCAAUUCUGUGCCGACGCCCUCUCAAGCGAGAAGGGCGCGGGAUGUCGGUACGGCGCGAUUUUGCCGGUCAAGUUCCCGCGCGACGACGUCGAGAGCACGUCGACGCUGAUGUACACCGUCUUUGGAGAGGCGUUUGACUUCCGCGGCACCCAGAUCCCCAGUGUUCCGGACGACUUUGAGUUCGCCAAGAAGUUCAUGGGCAUCACGGAGCAAUUGCUGGCCGAGGGGAAGUUGAAGCCGCAUGCUGAGAAGGUGGGCAAGGGUGGACUCCAGGGGGUGUUGCAGGGCCUCGAGGAUCUCAAGACCGGCAAGGUCAGUGGGAGUAAGCUGGUUUAUAAGGUUGAGGAGACUUCGUAAGAUAGGAGGAGAGGACCGGGUAGAUGUUUCUGGGCCGAUUCAGCAUCUUUGCAGGAUGGUAGAGUAGCGGAUUUUGAGCUCAAAAGUGAUGGGAAGCAAGAAAAUGAGGCCUGCCAUGGCUAGGUACAGAGCCUGCGCUUAUUUAGAUGGCAGUGCAAAACAUGAAGACACCGAGGAAAGCUUCUCGGAGACUGAGACUGUCGAGCGUGAUAAUCGCUCGAUCAUCUGUGCUAGGUUAUGUUGUCCACGGUCAAUGCAG